AUGUCACGCUGCACCAUUCGUUCGUUGGUAGGCCUGUUGAUUACGGGGCUCAUCGCCUCGGCGUCAGCCGCAACUACAGCCGACUGGAAGCGUAGAUCAGUAUACCAGACUAUGACAGAUCGUUUUGCUCGCACAGACGGAUCGACAACAUCACCAUGCAACACCAAGGAAGGCCUUUACUGCGGAGGAACAUGGCGAGGAACUAUCGACAAACUCGACUACAUCCAAGGAAUGGGAUUUGAUGCUGUGAUGAUCUCUCCGAUCAUGGAGAAUAUCCAUGGCCGAGUCGAGUAUGGCGAAGCCUACCACGGGUACUGGCCAUUAAACUUCAACAAACUCAACUCUCAUUUUGGGACGCAUCAAGACUUGCUCGACCUUAGUGCCGCUCUCCACUCCAGGGACAUGUACUUGAUGCUGGACACUGUGAUCAACAAUAUGGCCUAUAUCACGAAUGGUAGCAAUCCCGCCACAAAUAUCGACUAUUCCGUCUUGGAACCCUUCAAUAACGCCGACUAUUACCAUACGUACUGCAACAUGACAGACUGGAAUGAUAUGAAGAUUGCGCAGAAGUGCUCGACGGGUGAUUGGACGGUCCCACUACCAGAUCUUUUCACAGAGCACGAAGAUGUCCAAAAGCUCUUGAUCAAAUGGGCGAAAGACGCCAUAAAGACAUAUUCCAUUGACGGGCUCCGCAUUGAUGCAGCCAAGCACGUCAACCCAGAAUUUUUAAAAAUCUUUGCCGACGGCCUCGACAACAUUUUCAUGACAGGGGAAGUCCUUGAAGGCGCAGUCAGCAUCAUGAACGAUUACCAGAGCAACUACAUCGCCAGUUUGCCAAACUAUCCGAUCUAUUUCCAAAUCCUAGAGGCUUUUACCAUGGGCAAUACAUCCGCCUUGGCGAUAGGAGUGGAGAAUAUGAGAGUCUCGAUCCCAGAUGUCAAUGCUAUGGUCUCUUUCUCUGAAAAUCACGACAAGGCGCGGAUUGCGAGCUAUUCCAAGGACAUGGCGAUGGCCAAAAACAUCCUAGUAUUUACCAUGCUAUUUGAUGGAAUCCCGAUGAUAUAUCAAGGCCAAGAGCAACAUCUGGCCGGCGACUCAGUGCCCAAGAACCGAGAAGCCAUCUGGCUCACGAAAUAUGACACCGACGCGGAGCUCUAUAAGAUGAUCGCAAAGCUAAACCGCCUCCGCAAGCACGCAGCCUUGCUGGGCGAAGACUAUUUCGAGGACGACACCCACACAAUCUACCAGGGCGGCAGUGAGCUUGCUUUCACAAAAGGUGUUCAGGGUCGACAAGUUGUCAUGGUAUUGUCCAGCCAAAGCUCGGCCAGUAAAGCGUACAAAAUAGACUUGGCUGUCAGCUUUAAUGCUGGUACCAAGGUAACCGAAAUUUUGGGCUGUACGAACCAAACUGUCGAUGACGCGGGUAUGUUGAGCGUCCCUAUGGAUAAGGGAGAACCCAGAGUCUACUUCCCCACAAAAUACAUGGAAGGCAGUGGUCUUUGUGGCUAUUCUUCUGCGAACGUUUCCCUCGCGAUGCUGAAGACUCACAAUGGGUUGACGUCGGCUGGCAUCCGAUUUACGAGUGGUGCCAGUCUAGCUACCCUGCUAGGAGUGGUGACCAGCAUCGUCAUUACGCUCCUUUGA
Messenger RNA from Penicillium griseofulvum, 1644 nucleotides. Its product is annotated as alpha-amylase. Lineage: Eukaryota; Fungi; Ascomycota; Eurotiomycetes; Eurotiales; Aspergillaceae. The record is from RefSeq and is a predicted model, not a curated record. Bases 1 to 1644 code for a protein of 547 amino acids. Gene Ontology annotation, molecular function: alpha-amylase activity; calcium ion binding. The transcript is spliced from 2 exons. Gene Ontology annotation, biological process: carbohydrate catabolic process.